GUUCAUCAAUCAUCAUCAUCAACCUCUAGAUGAGAACAGAGGCAGCGGCGUUUACGAGAACUUCCCCCCAUUCCCUCUCAUCCUCUAACCGUUAUUGCUUCCUCCCCCUCCCUCUUUCUUUUCCCAUCUCCCUCUCUGAACCUUGCCCUUCCGCUUUCCACUUUUGCUGGCGAAACUGAGAUGCAACAGCAGCGACGCGCCACACUGCCAUUGACACUGACCUAGGUGCGACGUCCCUCUCGGCGAAAUAGGAACUGAGAAGCUCGUAUUGCUCCCGCCAACCAUCCCAGACGAGAUCCAUUUCGUCAUUUUCAUUUAGACACCCAGAGUUGCGACAAGCUCAAAUCUCCCCUGUACAUCGAUUAAGUUCAGGCCGAAAUAUAGAAGAUUGCUAGCAAAGAUAUCGACCUUGGUUUACUGCUCUCAUCCCACUUCCAACCGUAUUACCGAUCAGCUUCACCUUGUUACAGAUGACAUCUGUUUUGAGUAUGUUCAGUACUUUGAGCAUAGAAAAAAAGAUGGAGGAGAUUGAAGCUGGAAGCAUUAAGAAACUGACCACUCAAAACUCUAUUGGGGGCCUAUUCAUGCAUGUAAUUGGGAAGGAAGCAGAGACACUGCACCUUCUUCCAUCAGCCAAUUUGACCAUCAACCAGAGUCCAUCAUCAGAUUUUAAACGUGCUCAUGGGAUUCACCAAUGGUGGAGGACGAAUUUGCAUUUGAAAUGACAUAGAGAACCACUAGCAGCAUGCAUGUUUUCAAGCAAAUAAAUCCCAUUAAACAUGGGUUUAAAGGAAUCACCAAGUGUUGUAUGGCAAGUCUACUUGAUUGCAAGGGGCCAUUUUACUGAUUGCAAAUCACUUAUGAAGCAAUCAUUCAGAUGUACAGGACACACCAGUUGCUGGGUUCCAUAUUAAUAGAUGGUACAGUCAUGAAUCAUCUGAAGGUUGCAGAUUUUGGUAUAGGAUAUCUGCAGAUGGGACCCAUCAAUGCAAUAUCUCCUUUUCUCCAUUUCUCCUCAGAUGCUGCAGUGGAAGUCCAUACUCCAGAGGAAGAAGUAGUAAUCGCCUUGGGAAGCAAUGUGGGUGAUAGACUUCAUAAUUUUAAUGAAGCUAUACGGUUGAUGAAGAUGUCAGGGAUUCAGAUCACAAGACAUGGGUGUUUAUAUGAAACAGAGCCUGCAUAUGUGACCGAUCAGCCCCUCUUUCUCAAUUCUGCAGUUAGAGGCAUAACAAAACUGGGGCCCCAUGAGCUGUUGAGUGUGCUUAAGAAAAUUGAGAAAGAUAUGGGUCGAGUUGAUGGAAUAAGGUAUGGCCCAAGACCAAUUGACUUAGAUAUGUUGUUCUAUGGGAAGUUCAAUAUCAUUUCUGAGGUUCUUAAUGUUCCACAUGAAAGAAUUUGGGAAAGACCCUUUGUAGUGGCCCCACUAAUAGAUCUACUGGGUUCUGCCAUAGAUAGUGAUAUGGUUGCGAGCUGGCAUUCUUUUUCAAAACAAACUGGAGGGCUUUUUGAAUUAUGGAAGAAACUUGGUGGUGACUCCCUCAUUGGAAAGGAAGGACUGAGGCGGGUUUUACCUAUUGGAAAUCAGUUGUGGGACUGGUCAAAGAAAACCCAUGUCAUGGGUGUUCUCAACCUGACUCCGGAUAGUUUCAGUGAUGGAGGAAAGUUUCAGUCUGUAGAGACAGCAGUUUCUCAGGUUCGCUUGAUGAUCUCAGAAGGGGCAGAUAUUAUUGAUAUUGGUGCCCAAUCCACACGUCCAUUUGCUUCUAGGAUUUCAGUAGAAGAAGAACUAGAUAGAUUAGUACCUGUCCUAGAAGCUGUUCUGGAAAUACCAGAGAUAGAAGGGAAGUUAUUAUCUGUGGAUACUUUUUAUUCAAAAGUUGCAUCUGAAGCAAUCAGCAAAGGUGCUCAUAUUAUCAAUGAUGUAUCUGGUGGGAAGUUAGACUCCAGCAUGCUUAACGUUGCUGCAAUUCUUGGGGUUCCUUAUGUUGUAAUGCAUAUGAGAGGGGAUCCAUGUACCAUGCAGAAUAGUGAAAAUCUACAUUACGAAGACCUAUGUAAGCAGGUUGCUUCUGAGUUAUAUAUGCAGGCUAGAGAAGCAGAGUUGUCAGGUGUGCCAGCUUGGAGGAUUAUUAUUGACCCUGGAAUUGGAUUCUCAAAGAAAACUGAACACAAUUUGGAAAUUCUCAUGGGUCUACCAACCAUUCGAGGAGAGAUUGCGAUGAAGAGUUUGGCCGUUUCUCAUGCUCCUAUCUUAAUUGGACCUUCCAGAAAGAGGUUUUUAGGUGAGAUUUGCAAUCGCCCAGAUGCCUCUGAGAGAGACCCUGCAACUGUUGCUGCUGUCACUGCUGGGAUUUUGGCUGGUGCAAACAUUAUAAGAGUACAUAAUGUUAGGGAUAACUUGGAUGCUGCAAGGCUCUGCGAUGCCUUGUUGAAGCAAAAAAGGGGCCCACACAUGAUGUAAAUAUUUUCUAAUGUUGGUUUAUUGAGCUAGGCGAGCUGCCACCAUCUCUAUCUGUUUACCAUCAAUCUUUACUAAGAUUAUGUACCUACCACCCAUUGUCAUCCAAUCCUUUGUUAAUGAGAUAGCCUUGGUUUUGAUGGCAUGUAGAAACCAAAGCUAGAAGAGAUGUAAAAUAUGUUGAUUCAAUGUAGACAAAGGUGCAUUUGGCAUUACCUUUGAUAAUUCACUGAACCUGAAAUAGGAAAAGGAAAAAAUUGCAGCUUGGUUUCUUUCUCUUUUAAUUUUUUUUGUAUCAUGUUGUAGCUGUACCAUCAUUUCAUUAUUCAUAAAUCCAGUUUAAAUUAUUCUGUCA
Nelumbo nucifera (sacred lotus) is the source of this 2813-nucleotide messenger RNA. Lineage: Eukaryota; Viridiplantae; Streptophyta; Magnoliopsida; Proteales; Nelumbonaceae. The record is from RefSeq and is a predicted model, not a curated record.